GUAUAUUCACAUUGGCGCUAUCAACCAAACAGCAUCCACACAUUUUCUUCUCCAUGCCUGGAAAAAAUUCCAAAAUCAAGCUCAUCAUCAGUUUCGCCAUUUCCAGAUGACCAAGACGAUGUCGUUUGCUAUUUUCACACCGGCACCAUCUCUACUGCACCCUUCUUCAUCAUCACCAUACACACGAACGAGACAACCCUCUCUCUUUGCUUCCGUCCCUAAAAAUUCAAUCUUUAAUCAUGCUGCGAAAAGCGUUCCUCAAUUAGGUUUUGCUCUCUUAUCUCAAUGGAACGGACUCAAGCAAAUGGGCAUCUCAAUCUCGCACUAUUCAGUAAAAAUGGAGAAGAAGGGAAGAAAAAGGAAAGGCAAAGGAGGAAUUAAUGCUUCUCUAUUUGGGGUUGGAGCUCCUGAAGCUCUUGUUGUAGGUGUUGUGGCUUUGUUGGUUUUUGGACCCAAAGGUCUUGCCGAGGUUGCUCGUAAUUUGGGUCAAACGCUGCGUGGAUUCCAACCUACGAUAAGAGAACUUCAGGAAGUUUCGAGGGAAUUUAAGAGCACCCUCGAGCGAGAAAUUGGCCUCGAUGAUAUAAAAAAUCCCGCGCCAACAAGUUACAUGUCCAACACACCUAGGCCUACACCGCAGGAUUUCAUCACGACAGAUGAAUCUAGUACAAACGUCGAACCAAAACUGCCGGUAGAAUAUGAGGAAACUCCGUCUCCGUCGGACACUGAAUUAAGCGGAGCAUAUACUGCAGACGAAUACUUGAAGGUGACCGAAGAGCAACUCAAAGGAGCUUUUGUCCGUUUGCAGAACGAGCAAUCUCAACUACAGACUCCGUCUCAGGAUACAUCUGAAGAAUCUUCACGAGUGAUGAAUAUAUCUGAGAAUUCGGAAAGUAAUGCUUUUCAAGAAGGAGCUGCUGCAGUAUCGCCUCCCGCCCCAGCACCAAAGAACUGAACUGAUCUACGAAAGAAAAUCGGAGAAUGAUUUUGUUUUUUGAAACGUAGAUAACGAGUCCGAGUAUUCGUCUAUUUUGCUAGAGAGUUGCAGGGGAUGUUGAUUAAUGUUGGCUGCAUCAAUGACAUCAAAAUUUAUUCAGCUUGUCUGUCAAAAAAUAAUCAAAAAUUAUAAUUACGUAGUUACAGAUGCAACACAAAACGACAUUGGCAUGAAGAAAAUGAUAGUUGAAUCAUUAUUUAUGAAAUUUACAAAAGUCUUUGUAAAACGGUUAUAAUUACGACCGGCAAGUGAGCCGGCCCUGCCCGAUUAUAUUUGAGUCGAACUUGAUUUUUAGU
Messenger RNA from Erythranthe guttata (spotted monkey flower), 1293 nucleotides. The record is from RefSeq and is a predicted model, not a curated record. Lineage: Eukaryota; Viridiplantae; Streptophyta; Magnoliopsida; Lamiales; Phrymaceae.